Molecule: messenger RNA, 318 nt
Organism: Botrytis deweyae
Lineage: Eukaryota; Fungi; Ascomycota; Leotiomycetes; Helotiales; Sclerotiniaceae
Exons: 4
Source: RefSeq, a predicted model, not a curated record
UUGAACACUCAGUGGAUCAUUCUCACUCAGGAGGGAUUUCAUCGAACAUUGUUAAAAUUCCUCGGCCCACGAUCUGUGGUGGAGAUCCCCUGCUUUGACCGCGAUGGAAGAAAUACUACCAAUUGUUCCUUGUUGCCUGCUUGGGAGACCAUAUCCAAGGAUACGAAUGUUAGCCUCACCAACAUGAAUGGCGGUUCAGCUCUCAACUACUUACUACUGGGCUUCUGUAACAUAUUUUGGAUACCUGCAGCUAAAAGACUUGGUAACAGGUUUGUGUUUCUAGCUACGACCCUAAUUUGCAUGUGUGCCGGUAUUUAG